AGGAAGAACUAAAAAAAACCCAAAACCCUAAAAUUGUGAAAUCUUCAGAGAUUUGAGAAUCUAAGCUUCAUUGUAUUGCCUAUGAAUUAAGAUGGGAAACAACAACACUACCGUUUUGCAUGAGGAAGAGAGCUGGAAGCUCGAAAACAAGGGAGAAUCUCAGGACCAAGUGUUGCUUGCUGAUGAAAAGGAAAAGGGUUUUGUUGCUGCUGGUGAUCCUGAUUCACUUGCCAAUGGGAAAACAGAGAAUGGAGUUCAUCCUCUGAACACAUCUGAUGAAACCAAACCGCAAACAAAAGGAUCCGAGGAGCAAAGAGAUGGAAAACAUGCGACUGCAGAGCUGGGGCUCUCAGAAAUCAGGGGAGAGAUACAUUCAGACGGAUCAGAUGUUGCUUCAGUGGCAGUUGAUCAUCAUUUUCUUCAGACAGAGACAUCGGUUACAGAAGGUGAACCAAUGGAUCAAUCGAGGGUGGUCGAUAAGGGCGAGAUUCCCGAGCCCGAAACUGAAAAGGUUGGGAACGAAUCGGUCGGGACAGAAUCUGGUGGAGACAAGAAUCCAGAUGAGAAGUCAGUCCAAGAAGAAACUGAACCUGACAAAGAAAAUUCUCUGGAGAGAGUGAAGAUUGAAGCUAAAGACAGUGACAGAGACAGAGAAGUAGAUGAAACAUCAAAGGAAACACAAAAGUCAAGUAGUGAUGGAGAUCUGUCUGAGAAUAAUGCAGAACAAGAGAUUCUGAAUCUGGAGAAUGAUGUUGAUGAUGAUGAUGAUGUUCCUCCCGUUGAACCCAUUCUGCAAGAGAUCGAUCCAUUUGAGAAGAGUGGCAUCGAAGUUCAGAUGAUCGAAAGAUGCAUGGAAGGACGUGAAACCGAUCUUAGACGAAUGUCCCGUUCCCGAUCUCUCCCUGUGAGAAGGAACACGGCUAGGGUUCUGACAGAUCCACUGGUUCAACCCAUUGAACGUUUUCUUUCUGAGGUUUCUUGCCAUUCAAGCAACAAAAACAAGUGUUUGAAGGAAGAGGUUGCAGAGGAUGUGGAAAACAUUCCUGUUUCUUGUGUCGCAAGAAACGAUGAGCAAGAAGUUGCAGAAACUGAGACUGACAACAUCGGAGAAUCCGAACCAGAGAUGCGAUCUCCUAGCUUCGGUUCUGACCUAAAAAUCGAAGCAAGAGCAGAGGAUUCAUCGGACAGAACUCCAUUGUUGUACGAAGAUAAGGCUGAAAUGUACGAAACAACGGUCAUGGUGGAAGAGAAAACGAUUACGAUGAAAAGAAGCGAAUCCGAGAGAUCGAGAAAGGAGGUUUUUGCAGCGUUGUUGAAGAAAGAGGACGAGAAAAAUGAAGCGGACGAUCAUUACGAAGAACCCGGGGGCUCGGGAGAUAACUUGCGUGACAAGAAACCCUCGUCGGACUCUCCGAAAGGCGGAGAAAGACGCCGGAGCAAAGCUUCACUCUUCGGCACUUGCCUCUGCUGUGCCACCGUGAUGAAGUAAAACACAUUUGACAAAAUUUUAUUUUUAUUUUU
This is a messenger RNA of Tarenaya hassleriana, 1521 nucleotides long. RefSeq lists its product as uncharacterized. The transcript is spliced from 4 exons. The record is from RefSeq and is a predicted model, not a curated record. Bases 92 to 1489 code for a protein of 465 amino acids. Lineage: Eukaryota; Viridiplantae; Streptophyta; Magnoliopsida; Brassicales; Cleomaceae.